Colias croceus (clouded yellow) is the source of this 1794-nucleotide messenger RNA. RefSeq names its product protein phosphatase 1L. Bases 106 to 1500 code for a protein of 464 amino acids. The transcript is spliced from 2 exons. Lineage: Eukaryota; Metazoa; Arthropoda; Insecta; Lepidoptera; Pieridae. Gene Ontology annotation, molecular function: protein serine/threonine phosphatase activity; cation binding. Gene Ontology annotation, cellular component: cytosol; nucleus. The record is from RefSeq and is a predicted model, not a curated record. Gene Ontology annotation, biological process: negative regulation of canonical NF-kappaB signal transduction; positive regulation of canonical NF-kappaB signal transduction; protein dephosphorylation.
UUGAAAUUCUGCCAGGCGCCAGCCCUAUUGUGUAUUUUAUGGCGAAACUGAAGUUUUUAUAAUUUUGCGCGUUUUAUUGCUUAUUUUUUAUUUCUUUGCGUGGUCAUGGAAGACGAAUUAGAAGAUAGAGUUUUACAUCAAACUUAUUUAUCAUUUAUGAAAAUUUUGUCACGCUUUAGUAGCAGCGUAGCUUUUGACAACCCGACGAGCUAUUUAUGGAAAAUGGUGCGACUUUAUUUACUACGAUCCGAAGUUUUAGUUUUCACAUUGGGAGUCGUAGUCUGCUUCAUGUAUUUACAAACUAUAGGACUAUGGAGUCGAUCUUUACUCAGCAGAUUAUCCCAUGCAGUAAAUCCCAUAAGUGCAGUGCAACGGAUGAAGUUGAUGGAGGGAUCGGACGCUGAUAAACAGAGCUGGGAACUUAAAGGGUCACUCAGUGCCGUUUAUGCAAUAAAAGGCAGAAGGAUGCACAUGGAGGACAAGUUUAUAAUAAAUGAAAAUAUAAACAAUACAGGCAUUUCAUUGUUUGCUAUAUUUGAUGGACACGGUGGUGAGUUUGCCGCCAACUAUGCUAAAGAUCACCUUAUUCAGAACUUGUAUAAUAAAGUUGUGGAACUGAAUGCUUAUAAAGAUGGAAAGCUUCCAGAGACACCUAAAAUUGAAACACCAGAUGAAAUAAAAAAGGAAGAUAAAGAGAAUAUGAUUAGUGUUGAAAGGAAGAGCAGUUUUAAAAAGUCUGUUAGCACUGCUGAUGACACUUCUAAAAAAGAGAUAACUGACCCACAGCUAUUAGCUCAAUUGAACAAAGCCAGACCAAUAACAAGAGAAGUAAGACCAAUCAAACCUGUUAAAAAUAUUUCAGUGCCAUUGUCUAGUUAUAUAGAUAAAGGUAAGAUCAACUAUGGUAAGUUGUUGACUGACGAGGUUUUGGCUGCAGACCGACUACUUGUAGAAGCUGCUAAGCGAUCACUGAAUGUUGCUGGAACAACAGCACUUAUAGCUAUAUUAGAAGACAACCAUUUGAUUGUGGCUAAUGUUGGUGACUCAAGAGGAGUGAUGUGUGACUCUCGUGGAAAUGCUAUACCAGUCUCUUUUGACCACAAACCGCAACAGGUUCGAGAGCAGAAACGAAUAGAAGCUGCUGGAGGUUACAUUGCAUUUAAUGGAGUAUGGAGGGUAGCUGGAAUUUUAGCAACGUCUCGAGCUAUGGGCGACUACCCUCUAAAAGAUAAAAACUUUGUUAUAGCUGAUCCAGAUAUUUUAACAUUCAAUUUAGAAGACCAUAAGCCUAUGUUCUUAGUUCUUGCCUCUGAUGGUUUAUGGGAUACAUUUACAAACGAAGAAGCUGUCAAAUUUAUAAAGGAGAGGUUGGAUGAACCUGAUUUUGGUGCCAAAAGCCUUACAUUGCAAGCAUAUUACAGAGGAUCAGUUGACAACAUCACAGUAUUAGUCAUUAACUUUCUACUUGAACAGUUUUCAACUGCAAACUUAGUACAUUAAGAAAUUUGCAGUGUGAAUGAAGUGUUUUGAUAAGAUAUCUAGUGAUUGAUUUAACUUAUUCUCUCACAUGAUAUUAUAGAAGAAUGGUAAGAUGUUGUAGAUUCCUAUUUACACAUCAAUAUCUUGAUUUAUACAAUUCAAAAUCGAAUCUUAUUAAUAAAAUAGGUUAAUGAAUAACUGCAGAGCAGAUUUUCUGGUAAUAAUAAUUAAUCAGAUUUUUGAAAGUUUUACGAGUCUAAAUUAUUCAUAAUAGUUGUCCAUGUAGAACCAGAAAUAAUAAUAAAAACAUAUUUU